AUGGUUGAUAGUGUCCUGGUUUUAGAAGGCAAAAAAUCAAGUAAGCGAUUAAUCUGUUUAUAUGUUGAUUCGUACUAAUCUUUUAUUGCAAAGAAUAGAUAAAAUCUGGCGAUUUGUCCGGUUGAUACUUGGUGAGAAGACCUAUAGACACGGAGGAAAUUUAGGAUGUCGAACCAGUUUGAUCGGAUCGACACAACUACAUUUCCCGAACUUCGUGUUAAAUGCUUAGUUUAUGUCCCGUGUUUUUCGUAUAAUAGUUCAGAAAUGAAAUAGUAGCAGUAUAAUCUGCAAUAGGAUCGUUAAUUCGAUUUCUGGAAUUAACAUUUUGUACCGUGAGUGAUAUGAGUUAUUUGGCUAAUUGUUUACUUGAUUGUUUUGGAGGGAAAUUUUUGGGUCGAUUUCUUUGUUUAUGUCGGAAGUGAGUUUCUUUUUCUAUUUAUGUAUUAUAUUUCUAAUAAUGUUCUUGUUUGUUCUUCAAAUCGCCCUAAUUUUUUUAAUCAUACGUAUGCAGUUAAGUGUUGGAACUAAAUGCAUUGCUCAUUAAGAGCAUUUCAAUUUUUGACAGAUAUAAAGUUAAAGGGAAAGAAAGCCCAUUCUUUCCUCUGACAUGUUAAUUGUUAUUAACACCCAAUGGUAAUAACAGACAAGAUACAGUGAAACCUCUCCACAUCUCAGCUCAGAGUCUUUGGGAGCAGGGUUAAGUGGUCAUUCUUUACAGGAUAAAACAAAGGUGAAUUGAAUUUCAAAACAGUCUGCGGUCACGAAACUCUCAGAAACUUUAUUGUUAUUGGCUGGCUAUUAAUUUUUAAGGCCAGGGACAGUUUUGGUUCACUAAUCUACCAUUUCGUCUACCAAUGAAACAAGUAGCAAGGGCACCCAAUAACAGUUUCCUCUUAAAUACAUUGCACAGUUAUUAGGCUAUCCCGAUAACUUUCAUAUCUCUGGAGAUGAAUUCUAUGGAGGGCUAUAAAAUAUGUAUCUGUUCGGUCAUCGGCCUAGGGUAACCCGAGUCUUUUCAAAGUUACAAGGGCUUCAGUUAUUAUUUUCCCAAAAAUUUUAUUUGUGAAUUUUUUGAUUCGUCUCUUCAUCACAUUUGCCAAUCUGCGAAUUUUAGGUUUGCUUUUUCCAUGAAAUAUAGCCUAACCUGGGGAGGUGAACGUGAAAAAUUUUUAUGGAAUUUAUAAGAUAAGCUUCAAAAAGCAUACAUGACUGGAACGACCAUUGUCGCCCUCAUGCUACAGAAAAAUCGAGGCAAUAUUUGCUUCUCCCUACAGUUGGGUGCCCCUGAAGUAUUUCUGAGUGCUUUGUGCCCCCCUCCCCACCCCCACUCCACCCCAACACAGUGACCUUUGGGUGUGUGGAGAGGUUGAACCAAGUGAAUGUAUCUCCCUUGGGGUAACAAAAGUGCUCCUUGUGGAGUAGUGACCAUUGGCAAAGGUUCAUUUUUAACAGUGUCUGUUGAAUUGUAGUUUGGUUAUCCCUUGACCUGUUUUUUUUUUAUUGGCCUAUUCCUGAAAAUAUCCAUACCACGCCGCGGACAGCUUUUCGGAAUUGCGAGGGCAAAUGGGGUUCUUUGAACUGGACCUCUUUGUUUUCUGUUAAGGGAAAAAUUGUUUCAUGGUGUUUGUUCUUUUGUUUUACUCCAUCUGUGUCCGGCACACAAGGUAAAUGCCCCAAAUUGGGCAUAUUUAUGAACCCUGCUGUAAAUUCCGAAGGGUUUGACAAAAAAGAAAAUCCAGACGGGAGGGGGGUUAAUGAUUAUGUAAUUACAAGGGCAUGGGGCGGGGGGGGGAUAACCCAUUUUUAAAAUUCUUAAGGCAAGGGCAGGUUAAAGUAUGGAAACGGUCUGUAGUGUGGUACGAAUAUUUUCUGGAAUUACCCACAGGCCAUUUUUGAUAUAAAAUCAUCCAUUUUACCAUUAAUUCAUCAUGAAAUAGGUUUGAUAACAGAAAAAAAAGCUAUUCUCAUUUAUUAUGUCAACCCUUUGAUGACGGCUUUGGCCAUUUUGUGGUUCUAAGGAAUGAUGCGUAUUUCCCUUCCCGGACCAAUUAGCUUUCAGUAUAAGUGUUUAGGUUGGUCAACAGCAAAGAUGGUUCUUUCCACAGGAAACUUUGAUCACUCUUGAGAGAGUUACAUAAAAAAGCCAAUUAACAUUAAUUUUUUGGUAAAAAAAAUCCACUGUCUUCCAAUUUUAUUAUUCAAGAAAACAUCUGUAGGUUUUCUUUUAAAAGAGAAUUUUUAGAAACUGAUUUGUUUGUUGAAUUAUUUAAGGUGAUAACAUGUCUCAACAUUCACAAAAUUCCACUACCUCACUGGAGCCUAUUCUAAGUCAGGAGACUUUUAAUGACAUCUUCUCGACAGUGCAAGGCUUUCUCAAACCAGAAGAUUUGUCAAGGUAACAGUUUAAUAUAAGUCUUCUGGUAGGGUGUGAUAAAUACUGGUGAAAUGCAGAAUUUCAGGUACAGCUGAAGUUCACAUUUUGUGAAAAAAGGGCUAUGCAAUCAUGCAGCAAACGUUAUUUACUUAGGCAUGAUGCGUAGUGUCCUACAGGUGUGUAUUACACUGUCCUAUUUAUGCUGAAAUUAGUGUGUCUGGUAGCUUAUCAGAUUAGAGCUUUUUGAUAUUAAUAUUAGUAAUGAUUACUACAGAUAAAAAGACUGAGUGGUCUCCAAUUCGGUCUGUAAUGAUACAAGUGAUUUUCAAAAUUGGAUGACGGUGUGGCUGGAGUUUGAUUUGUUUUUAAUUAAUCACGAGUGUGAUUACAGGCUGAAGUGGAUGACACAAAGUUCUAUCACUAAUAAUCAAUAACUAACAAAAUUUAUUAUGUUUUAAGCUACAUUGUAUUUUAAAACCAAGAGUGCUUUAGUCACCCUUGGUAUUCUUUAACUUACAAGAAAAUACAAUUUCGUUAUUAAUAUGUGUAUGGUCAUUAUUUUCUGAACAAUAGGAGCUAUACACUUUAGGUUUACCAAAAUUGACCGAGAGAAUGUAUGUCCCACUUCUUCUGUCUUAGAUACUUGUAACACCAUCAGUGCUUUCUGUUUUUAGGAUUCAAACGGAAUAUAAUGAAGCACCCAGAGUCGUUCAAUUGACUGAAAGCAACAUACAUGGUAUAUUCUUAACCACUUUCUUAUACGUAAAGAAAAUACGCACUACAAGGCCUAUUGUUACUGAGUGAGAAGUUCCUUGGGUUAAAAAUUGUUGCAAAAUAGUAUUUUAACGAGGAAAUUAGUAACGUUUGGUUUAGAGAGAUAGUGAAAAGGCUAAGGGCUCUCAUUAAAAUUUUACGUUGCCAGGUAAAUGACACAAGUAGGUGGGGAAUCAAACAGCUGGGGAUUUUGUUUGCUUUUAAUUUUCCUUCCAUUUUCCUAAUAAAGUAGGUGGAAAUCACGUUCGUAAUGGUGUGGGGAUAUCCCCGGCUCCCAGCCCUUAAUGACAGCCCUGAAGGCUACACAGUACCUGGGAGCUAUAUACGACAACAGUUGUCGGGGAUCGCAGUAUAUGAAACCCAAAUUGUAGGCUUUGGGGAUUCCUAGGAAUCUAACAAACAAGAGGUUUUUAAAGGGCCAUGUUCUUAGUAGCUGGGGGAAAUCCUUGACCCCACCUCUUAAUGACAACCCUGUAUUGAAAUCUCUACUUGCUUUUCUGUUUCUGUUUCUUUCAGAAAAUGUGAUGUUUAACUUAGAAGCAGUAAGCGUGGUGAGACCAGAGGUAAGUGUAACAAUCAUCAUACUCUUCUCUUGAACAGCAUUGAUCUACAUACAAAACAGUUAAACUCAUUGAGCAGUUACUUACCAAAUUCCUGAAAAGUCUUUUCCAAUUGCCUCAUAAAAUUAUGCCAAAGAAAAGCUGUUUGAAGUAUGUUGAAACAGUUUCUGUUCACUAUUGACCAAAGAGAGCCAAGAUUGACCAAAGUGUUGUUUACAACUCUAAAUUAGCACAAGUUCAGGAAUGCACUGUGAACAAGAUUUCAAGAUUGUAGAUAAUUCUAUAGUUGUAGUAGAUGUAGAUGCAUUUGCUUCAAAAGAUUGCCUGUAGGAACCUCUAGGUCAUUAACUAGAUUUUAUCUCUACAACUUUAUUGUCUACAGGCUUUAAAACUGCUAACUAGGGAAUCUUUUCUAUUUAUUUUAACAGCUUGAAUUUCCUUUUCCUCCUGACCAACCUUUUACAAGAACUGUGUUGAAACAAGAGCCUAUAGAAUCGCCUUCAGAACAAGACACUAAGCCAUUCUUUCCUCCGAUGGUGACUACCCCUCCCCCUGAUCUGCCCAACACACAGCCUCUCAUUGUGUGCAAUACAGAUUUCCCAGGCAAUUGGGGAUUCGGCAUCGGGUUUGAGGAGGAAAAAAGUCCUCCCACCAAGUCAGCACAGUGGACUUAUUCUCCUUACCUUGAGAAGUUGUUUAUGAAGAUGAGGUGCAUUGUUCCAAUGAGAAUAAAAAUGCGAGGUUAGAUAGCUUAGUCACAUUUUCUAUUAUUAUAUACGGCUGGUUCCGCAAGAGGGCAAGAUGAAGUGAAUCCUAGUUUUUCUGAUCAGCCACUCAUCUUGCCUGCAUGUUGUUUCCCACUUUAGUCUUGCAAGAGAAUAGUUCUCUUGGCCAAUGAUAUAAUAUUAUGAUAUAUCCCAUGUUGAUUUAGCUGGAGAAAACAGCUGACAUUUUGCGACGCCACCAACAGUUUCCCUGCAAAAUGACAUCUGAGAAACUAGUGCAGAAAUUCCAUACUAAUGACUCGUUACUACCCAGAUCUGGGUACUGCUUCUGAUUGGUCAUGCCAUUUGUGAAAUUUGCUUCAACCAAUCAGAGGCAUUACCCAGAUCUGGGUAGUGAUACAUUAUCCGUAUGGAAUUUCUGUGCUAGUUUCUCAGAUGUCUUUUUGCGGGGAAACCAUUGGUGGCAUCACAAAAUGUCACUUGCAAAAUGCCUAGCACUUUUUUGCCUGUUCGUUUUUGAAGUGUUUGCCUUUGGCAAUUCUUCAUUUGUUUCAAGGCUUUUAGCACUUUUUUUUGGUACGAUACCAAAAAAAACAAUUACAUGUAUUUCUCAGAGAGUGAUAACUUAACUCGUCCAGAGGACUAGUGGGAAAGAAAACUACUCGUUUUCAGAUUUUUUUACUUGUUUUGGAUGAGUGGAUGACCAUUAAGUUUGAGCACUGCAUUGGAAAAUUAAUGUGGUCCAAAUUAAAGAUCAUGGGAGAUGUGUUGGUUGCAUCUAAGCAUAGCCACAUCUUGUAAGCUUAGCUUAGCUUAAUUUAGAGCCACCAAUAAGGAAGCAAACCAUCAAUGUCCUAAAUAAAUGUUUAAAUCAGGGUUGUCACCAAAGUUUCAAGUUGCCAGGUAUAGGCACUUAGUAGGCAGGGAUUUGAACUGUAAGGAAGCUCUUUUGGUCCCAUGUAACUAUUUUCCUUUUGUGGCCUAUGAAAGUAGCCAUGGGCUAUAUCCAUAAUAGCCAGGAGAAAUCCCCAGCCCUUAUUGAAAGCCUUGUGCUAACCAAUCUUGUUUUGUUGCAGAAUUUCCUACCACUUCUGGAUUCUUUGUUAGAGUUGUUGUAAUUUACAAGCAACCAGAACAUUAUAGAGAAAUUGUCGAACGAUGUCCUAACCACAUCACAAAACAGAAAGACGGUGAGCCAGAGUCGAGAAGUUAUCAUUUAUAAUUUUAAUUUCUUAUGAAAGAUAAUCGUAGACAGGCCUGCAAAUAAUAAUUGUUAACAGCAAUAUCAUCUUCUUAUCACCUGACUGGUUGAAGGUUGUUAGAGACCUCUAGAUUCUAAGACAAGAAUGACCAUGAAGAUGAAAGUUAAUUCUCUCAACACCAAGUAGUGCAUAAGUGUGAACGAUCAUUUUUGGGGAAAAAAUUCACAGCCAUCUUCAUUCUACUCCGGGUUUAUCUAGAAUAUCGUAGUGAUGAAAAUAGUGUUCAAAUGUAACUUAGAAGAUUUAUCAUUUUGCAAUUGGGAGGGGGCUUCACCUUCAUCAAUAAAAAUUACUUCAUCAACUUUUCUGGUGAUAAAAAGUAAAAUGAAGCUCUUUUGUGUGACAAUGAAUACAUGAUGAAACGUAGAGUUAAGUCUUGUUCUGACUUGUAGUGGUCCUCGUCCUCAAAUAAAGGUCUCUAGUUAUAAUUCUAACAUCCCACUCCUCAGACUGACGUCCUCUGACUCAACUUGUUCUUUUUUCAGGGCAUCAUGCUCCAAAGCAUUUACUGAGAUGUGAAAAUCCACAAACUCUGUAUGAGACCUGCCCUGAGACUGGUCGGCACAGUUUAAAGAUACCCCUGGGGGUAGCACAAGGUGAGUAAUAAUAUAGGGGCUUCUAAAAAUAAAUACAUGUACCUCUAGCAUAAAAUAAGGAAUGAGAAUGAAGGCAUGGCUGAAAAAUAUACCUGACCUGGGAGUAGCACAAAAUGAGUAUAAGUGAUCAGCGUGCAAAGCAAGUAGUGUCCGAUAGCCCAGGGCUAGUGAAUUUUGCUAUCGGGCUAGUGAAUUUUAAACUUAACUUGCCCGACAGGCAAGUGAAGUUUUUUGAGGAAUUCAAAUUAAAGAAGAACUGUGAAACCAAUUCUCUCAUCAAAACGUUUUUGGAGCUCGUUGAAAUGACGUUUGGGCUAGUAUAUAUGCUAGCUUCAGCUUGUCCGAGUGGCAAGCUUAAAAAAUCACUUUCUUUGCACCCUGGUGAUAAUUUGGGAGUUUCCCUUUUGGAAAUACCUCAAGGAUUAGUCUUUUUUGUGCUUUAAAUAUAUAGAAGGACUAUAUUUUAAUUUCAGUUAACUGUAAUAAAGUGUUUUGGCAUCUGUCUCCAGAUGAACUGUCUGGUCACGUUAAGGCCCAAGCAUUUUCAAUUUAGGACUCAUUGGUUGUGGACCGGACUCGUGAUUUUUCACAAGAUGAGUCCCAGGACUUACCAUAACUAUUUGUAACAAAAUCACUGGAGUACCUAGUAGCAUAUGAUGAGGGGGUUUCUUACUGAUCUGACUGAUCUUCCCUUGGGAUUAUCAUAAUGAAUUGGAAUUCAAGGUAGAGGGCUCUUUCCUGUUUUUAGUUAAAACUUGUGAUAACCAAAGGUUGUGGAGUGUGGACGACAACGAUCAAACUAGGUCAAAACGCUUUUGCUCCAUUGCUGUGCUUCUGCAUAAGUUUCACGUGCCAGAUAGUCAAAACAUGCGUGAUCAGAUUAUGAGUGAAAGAAGGUCCAAACUUGCCUGAUCAAAUUGCUUCCUGUGCAUUCCAAUCAUUCUUAGUGGAAGAAAAACAAAUGAUGGCUACAUACAUGCAACGUAUGCGCAAUAAAAAACUGGAGAUUAGAUUUGCCGCCCGCAAGUAAUUUAAGACGUCUUACAUGUAUGCCAUGGUGAAUAUAAGAUCGCGGGAUGUGCAUGUUUGAAAAUCUCUCUGACUUAAGGGGGGAGUCUGGUUAAAAUUUGGGGGAAAUGAUGUUGAUUUGGGAAGGAGAUAUAUGAGGGUAGAAUUGGUGUGUGCAUGAACCAGUUAGUCCGCUAAUGGGAUCAGAGGCACCUUGUUGAGGUGGCAGACUAUCUGGUAACUGUCUACUAAUUUUUCACUUCACAUUUCAGUUUUUAACAACCUCCAAAUCCAAUAUUUUUCCUUUUUUCUCCAAAUUUUGCUCAUCUCCCCCCUAAAUUUUACACAUUAAAAACAUUUGAAAAAUCAUCAUCCAAAAAUUCACAAAUAAUUAUUGAACUAAGGACUGUAACUUAAUUAUUGAGUCACUUUUUGAUUGCAUGAAAUCGUGGCUAGAUAUUUAAGAGAAAGAGUCUAAAUCAAGGAAAAGUAAUCCUUUUAACCAGACUGCUCCAUUAAGCAUGCUGUGAUUAAAGUGUUGCAGAGAAGGGAAAUACAGGUGCAUGCCUGUUCAUGUGCUUUGGCACUGUAUUGUAUCUAGCACCUCAAGCACAAUAGCUAAAAGAACUUUGUCUUCUUGUUCAUACAAAAGCUUGCGUUUCUUUUGCAUUUUUGAUUUAAAAGGCAGCUUUGAUUGAUUUUGUUUGUUUGUUUUCAUGUUUUGCUUUUCAUAGCUGGAAGUGAUUUUGUCACCGAAAUGUUUCAAAUGAUGUGCUUUAGCUCAUGUCCAGGAGGCUUAAACAGGCGUCCAAUCCUGGUGAUCUUUACUUUAGAAUAUGGGUGAGUUUGAUUGCUUGGUCUCACAGUUCUCUUUUUCUUAUAGAUCAUUAUAUAUUAUAAAUUUAAUUCAUUCAAUUGGCUGUUGCAAAUCAAACACCUCUGGGUAUUAAACCCAUUUCUUGUACUGCUUGUGACAUCAUCAGUUUCAAAUAAUCAUGCAAAACUUUGACAAUGACUUGUGCUGGGGGAAGAGGUCUUUCAAACCAUCCCCAAAAGAGUAUGAUUUAUUCAAACAGUCCCGAGAAAAAUUAAAAAAAAUCUACAGUUGACUGAAAACAUUCCUAUGUGUUCCACUACCAACCUACACUUCCUUGUUAAUAGCGACAGCAAAAAGAAAAAACAAAAACAGGGCAAGAAAAGUAAAAGAAUAGAGGAAGAGAAUAAAAGGAAAGGUAAAAUUUGAGGAGGUAGCUUUGACAGUUAAACCCCAAAACUUUAUUUUUGAAAAUUUUUUUUCUGCCCAUGCCUGAACUUCAGAAGCUGAUAUUUACUAUCAGGAACAGAGGGCCAUGAAGUGCUCAAGAUAUAAACAGCAUUUUGCACAGUUUUGGUUUGCUUUGGCUGGACAUACUACAAUGUACGAGCAAAGAGCCAAGCAUUUUUUGGAAAAAUUUCUAAUUGCAAAUGGGUUAAUACUGUUAACACUGUUCAUCCUUUACUUCCAGAAAUAGAGUUGUAGGGCGAAAAGCUCAAAAUGUCCGAAUCUGUGCUUGUCCUGGGAGAGACAGAGGGAUUGAGGAAAAUGCAGAAGCAAAAAGACGAGAAAGAGACCCAACAUUUAACUCAUCCGAGACCCAAGUGCAACCGAUCCGUACCUCAACUCCCAACAUGACCCCACCUCCUACCCCUCAAGUGAUUUCAGCUCCUCACAGCCCCCCCGCUGAGGGGCCAUCAACAUCUGCAGGAAGCACAGGGGAAGCGAACAAGGCACCAGUACCAAAACUAUCCAAAAAACGAUGUGAGUAUGCAGAUUAUUUUUUAAUUCCUGAUCUUAUAAGAUAGAAGUGAACUAAAGCAUAAUGGUGAUCACUGGCGUAACCCUUUAAGUCCCAAUUAAUAGUGACCAAGAUCAAUUUUCUCCUAACAAUAUCCAUACACUGUCAAGAGAUAAGUUAUGAGAAUUAAUAAAAUGAUCACCAAAGAGAAAAUGCCAUGAUCUUAUUUUCAAAUUCUCUCAACUAUAUCUUUAUGGGAAUGUAUGGAGAUCAGUUUGGAGAAUUUGUACAUGGAUACUGGGGCUUAAAGGAUUAAAAGUCAGUAACACUAGGAUGGUCUCUGUUGCCAUUUGUUUAGUCCUACCGUUACCACGCUUGAAAAGUACCAUGAGCCUGCUUAUGUGGGACAUUUUAGUGCUUUGGACUUUGGCCACAUGGACAAUUUUUGUGGGUGUUUGAUGGUACUGUGAGUUGAACACUAUUGAUUUAUCAUCCUAGUGCAGAUGGGUGUGCUCAAUAUAGAUGGCGAAGAUUUACUGUUUAUCCCCAGAAGUCUUGGGUCAUAGAUUUCACAAACUGUUGGUUUCACUCUGUGGUAGGAUAGUUUCAUUUAUAUUUUGUCAAAUUUUUGUUGAAUUAAGUGAACCAUCGGACCUCUACAGCCACAAAGAAGGAAGGUGAAGGUACGUUUUGUCAAAAUCUGCUGAUAAGUUGAUUUAACAGUGAACUAACUGUGACUAUCUAUGACUGGCACAUUUCAGUUAAAAUAUGUUUUUGGCAGUUUGUCAAGUUAUGAGAAACCUUUUUUUAAAGACCUUAUUAAUAACAAAUGUAACUGACUGUGCAAGUUCUGUUUGAUCAUUUUUGAUCUUGUGGUGAAACUUAAGUUACAAAAAUUUCUUUAAACUGCAGGCUGAAACCAACAAUCUGUGAAAUGAUAUUUUUUCCUGUUGCUGGGAUGCGUAAUACAAGGCUACAAUCUUGGACAAACAUUGUUAAGAAUUUUGCAUUUUCUCUCCGCCAAGUCUGAAUGCCAAUCUUGCAGAUAGUGCUGAGGCCCCACCCCUCACCCUAGGGUGGUCAAUGUUGUUCAGUUGAGGUCAGAAAUGAUCGAGCAGGACUUCAACAUUGUUUUUUUUUCGGGGGGGGGGGGGGGGGCGAGGAGGGAGUAUUUGUAACCGCCUGUGUUUUCAAGAGCUUUAUCUUGAUACGUACUAGACAUGGAAAUGUCCAUUUUUCUUAAAAUUUUUGUUUAAGACUGUAGCUAUUUAAUCCCUUAUUUCUACAUGUUGUUACCAAAGGUCAACAUAGAAAAAAAGUAAUAGCUUUUUUCAAAUUCCAAAUGAUUGUUUCUUGUUUCUGCAGCGUACUCCUCUUUGUCAUCAGGGUUUGAGGUUCGUGCUGUUACUGUGGAUAAAAAUCCUCUGAAGAAAAUUAAGACUCAAGAUGAGGAGAUUUUUACAAUACAAGUGAGUUUAUUUUCAAGUACUAGUCACCUUUUGGCUUCAACGUUUGAUUCGUGGACUAGAGAUGUGAUGUUGUUCUAAUUUAUGUUUAUUUUUUCUAUGAACAAAUUUCUCUUUGAUUAGGUCUCUGUGACAGACGAUUAGUUUUUAUCAUUUUUAUUUUUCUGUUCUGAUAUACAAAUUACAAAUUUGAUAUAUGCUUGUCACACUCCAGCACACUGGGCCCAGUGGUUUGAAGUCCGAUUAGCACUAACCUGGGAUGAAAUUUAAACCUGGGUUUCUUAUUCUUUUGUUCAAGAGUAUUUUCAGGGUUUUCAACAGUUUUUGAAGUAGGAGUUGCGUUUAUUUGAGUAGGAGUUGCAAGGCCCGGAGGGCCUUGCUCUCUAGGGGGGUCUGGGGGCAUGUCCCCCCAGGAAAUUUUGAAUUUCUAGACUCUUGGAGACGCAUUUUCCCGCAUUUUGAGACGUAGAACUAGCAAAUUUUAGAUAUCGAAAAUACUGAUAAAUUUUGAUGCUUUUAGUAACUUUAACCACAAUAUUAGGGUACGCUUUAACCACAAUCAGGGUUUUUAUGUGGCAUAUUGUUGUAAGUUAAUAUUUAAUGUUAAGAUUUGGAUUUUAAGCCUUUAGUAUGUUAGUCAUUGUAUAGGAAUUUAUUGUACCUGAUGAUUUUUACCGUGUAUAAAUAAUGAUUAAAGAUUAGAUUAAAGAUUAAAGAUUAGUACAUAAUUUGGGUUGAAAAAAGUAAAAGUGGUUAAGAAACAGCGAAGGUAAUUGAAUUUUCAAUAACCAACAAAAGCUACUUGUGUAUACUUUGUUCAUGUAGACCCAUGUACUUGGAUAGCUGUUUGUCCAGUCUAGACAGCAGCAUUUUUUCUGGGCCUUCUCUUGAUGCCUGGAAAAGGCUGAAAAACAUACUAAAGCUAUACACGAACUGUUUUAAACUCAAACAAAAUUUACAAUUUUGAAUAUCCUUAUUACUUAUCGAUCACAAACACCGUUCAGUCCUACUUCAUCAUUCAAUUGAAGUGAAAUAUGGUAGUAUCUACAAGUCAAAACAUGGAGAUUCUUUGUCAUCUGAGAAAAAGACUUUUAGUCAGAAAAGUCCUCACUAUCAUCGUCAUCAUCCUCCCAUCCACUGUCAUGUGCUUCACUGUCGUCCGAUUCGCCAUGCUCUUCAUCUAGGCAGAAGACUUUUGCUACCACUGCUUCUUGUUCUUUCUCCUCAAUUUGAACUAUUUCCUCUUCCGUUUGCGUACCGGCAUCUGCUUGGGUAAUCUUCGGGAAAACAUUACAUUAUUACCUGCAGCAUCCUUUUUCUUUUUCCUGUUUGUCACUGUCAGCGACCACAUCUCCCGUAAACCACGCUGUCGCUUUUCUGCCAUUUUGCCGUGUUCUUGGAGACGAAAUGUGGCGUUUUAUAUAGAGUGGCUUCAGAAACCGCUAACUACAAUGUUCCCUGUAACUGAGACCCAGUCUUCGACUCGUCCUCAACGUUUACUCAACGUAUUACGCAGAGAACGUAUUUUAAAAGCAGACUCAAGCGAUGUUUUGGCGAAAUUCUCCAGAAAAAUUUCAAGUUUGCUUGCUCGCAACAGCUUUGUGAACACUUACCACUUUUUUUCAAAAGUUUUAUUUAUCAUAUAAUUUACCUAAGGGAAAGUAGGCGUCGCAAAUCAAAAAGUUGCCGUCGGAUGCGACGGCCGACGGCUGAUUUUGAAAACACUGAUUGUCUCGGGUAAUUUCUCUAUUCUCCAUAGAGCAUCAAAUCAUGGCAUUCACUGAAGGCAAAAAGAGUGAGACUGAAUUUGCUUGUUAAGCCACUUUCAAAUCUGAAUUUUAAACUUCUUACUGACCCUGGGUUAUGUUAACCCUGCUUUGAACAACCCAGCCCUUUUGGAUAAAUUUAACCCAUUCAGUCUUAAACCCAAUUUACAUGCGCUAAAAAAUCGGCGCGGCACGCCAAAUUUUUGGCACCGUGCUUCAUUUCCCGUGGUGAGAGUACCUCUGGGAGGUAGUCUCAGCACCCCUAAAAUCUUGAGCACUGGUGCCACAUUUCAUUUGGGACCGAUGUGUUUACACGUCGAAAAUUGGGAGUGCUGUGCCUUAAAAUCAUCAGCACAGUGGCAAAAAUUUGGUGUGCCGUGCCAAUUUUUUUAGCGCGUAUAAAUGGGGUUUAAGUCCAUAUUUUUCGCUGUAACUUUUAAAUCUGUUGACAAAAUCCUGUAGUUUUAAUCAUUAAAAUGACACCAUUUUGUUGGCAGAAUGAAUGCACGCAUGGUUUUAAUUUUUUUUUUUGUGUCGGAUUUGGCUAAAAAUUUGGGGUUUUUUUUGUGCUUAUUUUUUCUCUUUAGCCACCAACUGUAAGUGAAAUGGUUAAAAUAAUUUAUUAAUGAAUUUCAUUGCUGGGACAAAGUUUAAUCUGCAAGUGUUUUGUAGCUGUAAUGUUUCUAAUGUUCCUCUUGCUGUAGGUUAAGGGGCGUGAAAAAUAUGAAAUGCUCCUUAAGAUCAAAGAAGGCCUAGAUUUAAUGGACUUAGUGCCACAGGCUCAAAUUGAUAAAUACAGGGCCAGGUAAGAGUUGAAUGACAGACAAAACCUUAUUUUUCUGUGUAAAGCCUGUGCAAACGAAUUCAACACCGUUGGUCAACAACUCCCAACAUUGCUGGAUGUUACAUGUAAUUGCAUGUUGUUGCAUGUUGUUGGGAUUACUUUGAUACACAAAGUUUGAAACUGGACAAAGUUUUGAGCCAACAACUCCCAACAUUUCUUUUGUUCUGCAAAAAUAUCACUGAGUGAAGCUCGACAAUGUUUGAUCUGUUUGCACAGUUCUUCCAACUUUGUAGGGGCCUUUUUUGCGCAUUGUACAUGGUCUCCAAAGUCUUAUGGGUUGCAUCCUUCCCUCAAUGAACUGCAGGUCCCAACAUUGUUGCAUCCAAUUGCACACCACUGCCAACACGGACACAACAACUCCCAACAUUGUUGACCCAACAAUGUUAACAGUUGUUGUGUCAGUUUGCACUGAUUACAUCCUCAGUCACUUAUCUGAAUAUUUAUUUUUGAAAACAAAGAUUUUUUGCUCUGAUUCCAAUUAAAAAAUAUACAUGUCCAUGCACAUGUAGUGUAAUAUGCAGAUCAAUUUCCCCCCUCCACAGGAGAAAUUGCCAAGUAAAGUGAUGCAGAAAGCCAAAAUAUCAAAGCUUUAAUGGAUGGCAGGUGUUGGGAAAAAAAUUGCAUUGGAGCAAAUUAUUUUGUAAAACUUCAUGGAUGAAUUUAAGCAUAGUCACCAGUGAUAGUAAUGUGAUGCUCAGGAAAUGUUUUUCAUAGCCAUGAUGUUGUCAAUAAAAGAGUUUUGCUUUCAUUGUAUUUUCCAAUUAUACCAAUUUUAUCCUUAAGACUGGAAUGCAUGCUAUGACCUAUCUGUUAAUCCCUUAUAUUUUUCAUUAUACUGAUGUUGGCCUUAACUAGGCAUCUGUAUGUUUACAAAUCCUUUGGUCAUGGCUAGCCAAUAAUGAAUUACCCCAAUCUUUUUAAUUUCAUUCACACAGGGAGAAAUGACUUUUUUAAUUUCUGUUUUAUUUUACAGCUGUCCGCCGUGUGGAAGAGUGGUGAGAAAUUUGCAAAACUCGGAUUCACAAAACUCCACGGAUUCACAGCAGGCAAGUCUUGCAAAUGUGCUCAAAUUUGUCAUUUGCUUUUAUUCGACAAUUAAGUUACAACACCAUGAGAAAUAAAACAGACAAAAGUCAGUAAUCAAUGUGUAUUAUCAUUCGAGGCAAAUUUUUCUUUCUUUUCAUUGGCCGAGAGCCCACCGUGUGUCCUGCAAAUUACUGCCUACAAAUAAUGGUCUGCUCAUGCGCAAUGCCGUCCAACUGUGUUUUGCUGCAAAUAGUAUGCUGCUCAUUCAUAAAGGAAACUGUGCUGUUCUCCUUCUUGUGAUCAUUUUUGCGUAAAAAUGGCAGAUUGCUUGACUUCCCAAGGAUAUUCAUUAAAAAACAAACUCGGUGAUCGAAUGUUAAAACAUUAUUAUUGAACUCAGUUAUCGCAAAAUAUCUUGAUUUGUCAGUGUCGCGCAGAUCAUAUAGAUCUCCUCGCCACAGACAAAUCACAAUAUUUUGCUCAACCUCGUCCAUUAUUGUUAAUUGUUAGAAACUGCUUUUACCCAGUUCUGUCUGUGGAUCAAGGCUGGGCUUAAAUAAAACAUAAAUAUAAGAUCCCAAGAUACUGUGCUUUAUCUCCCAUACUGAUACAUGUCAACUAGUAGCUAGUAAAAGUUGAUGUGAAGUAACCCAUUCAUUCUGACAGAGUAAGGCCCAUAGUUGCUGCUGUCACUGUCUCUUUAACACUUGCGUUUAGGAUUGAACUCUGUUACACAAUUUACAAAAUUGACAAUUUUUCACGAUGACCUUGCGAAAACUACAAAAUUUGCAAUAUUGACUAUUUUUCACAGUUACCUUUCAAAAAGCAGCGACACAAAUUUGACAAUUUUGUGCUUGUAAAUUUCUCAUUUAUUUCUUCUACAAGCAUUAUUUGUUUACUUCUCUUGCUUUUACUAGCUUCAUGAAUAUGGCUGGCUGUCGGCUCUAGCCACAUUAUUGAACAUUCAAAUAAGUUAAUGUAAUUUGACAAAAUGGGUUGUUGUUGUUUUUGUCAUCACAGGAUGAAAUGGAUAACACUCCCCCUAUGUUGUCUCAACUUUCACGCUCUGACUCUGGUUCAUCCACGCAAUCACCCCCUUCAUCUCAGCAGAGCUCUGGAGGAGCCGCUGGAAUCAAUGCUGUGAGGUUCACACUAAGACGAACGGUAUCUUUAGAAAAAAAAUCAGCACACCAUCAUCAUGAUCUACUUUUAGCUUCAUGAGCCAGAGAGAGAAUGAUGGUUUUAAAUGUAGCUGUGGUUAACCCUUUAAGCCCCAAUAUCCACAUACAAAUUCUCCAAACCGAUCUCCAUAGAUUUUCUUAAGAAUUACUUGAGAGAAUUUGAUAAAAGAUUAUGGCAUUUUCCCUUUGGUGAUCAUUUUAUUAAUUCUCAUAACUUUAUUUCUUGACAAUGUAUGGAUAUUAUUAGGAGAAAAUUGUUUUUGGUCACUAUUGGCACUCAAAGGGUUAAAAGUGAGUGUAACCAUCAUCUUGAUGAACUGGCAGAGGCAUUAGAAGGGUCAUGGCCAAAAUGCAUGUCUUUUUGAUGUAUUCUUUUUGGUUUUUAGCUUAUAGCUAUCCUAGGGCUUGCACAGUAGUUAAUCUCACUCUCGGAACUAAGGCUUCUGAGAUGUAGCAUAUUACAGUGCCUCUUCAAAACACAUGAACUCUGAAGUUUAAAAGCCGACUGCACCAUAAAUAUUUUAUUGCAUUUUUUGCUGUCACCCAACAAAAUUACAAUCACAAGCAUGAACCUUAAAACACAAGAACGCGUAAAAUGGAUCAAAAUCCUCCAAUCAAAAAUCACUAAGCAUGACCUUUUCAACUUGAAGUAAACUUCUGUUUUCCAAGAGGCUUCUAAGAUGACCAACCACAGCAAACAGUCAUUACUGGGCAUUUGAACUUCAGAGGUUGCAUGCUGUUCACAGCAUUAGUAAAAUAAAUUUUACUGACCAAACAUUUCUGUGCAAACCCUGGAUGUUGUUACAGCUGAUGCCUUAGGGGAUUUCUUAACUUUUCACUGAAUCAAAUUUCUUUGAGAUGUUUUUACUGCGCAAUGGAAUUAUCAAAACACGGGAUGGUCAGAGUAUUUUUGUAUAAGUGGAAUUUCCAGAGGGCCUAGAUUUUAUUUAUCACAGAAUUAUGUGAUGACACAGGAGCUAAAUGCAUAAUGAAAGACUUCUCAUGUGGUAUAAAUUGUUCAAAUUAUUUUGUAGCCUAAUGAUUUUUUAAAAGAUCAAUUUAUUGAAUUUUAGAUUCAAACUUAGUGUCUUCCUAUCUUUAGCUUUAGGCAUCUUGAGAGGCUUUAGACAUGUACAGUGUCCUUGUUGUGUUAUGUUUUGAUAAUAAAGACAACCAGGCCUAUAACACUUAACUUAAUAAUUAAGUCCUAAGAAUGAUCAACAUUAACUUUCUCCCAGCGAUAUCAGUACAUAAAAAGAGUAAGGAUUUUGAGAGUUGAUGAAAACGAUCGAUUCCCCAAAAGGAAGUUAUUUUUCAACUAAUUCUUAAAGGAAAUGUAUGAAGAUCAAUCUUCAACCUCAUCUGAAACCUCUUUACUUUGAGUGCACAAUUCAAUGUGAUCUUUAAAUUUUUGUUUCUGUUUGCUCUGUAUUGCUAUAGGGAUUUAAUGUAAGAAAUUUUAGAGACCUUUGGCUGACUUCUUUCAGCUUCAGAUGUCCAUUUGAUAGGAGCGAAUAGUGCACAUUAAAGUAGGAAAUAAUUUUGGGGGGUAAAAUAUGUCAAAACCUGUUUCGGGUUGGAGGCUUUUCAAAAUGUGUAUAAACUGUAUAUUAAUGCAAGGGUUUUGUUAAGACAUGUUAUUGUUAAUAGUUAACGUGAUGUACGGCGCUAGUCGUUGCUGUCUGAUUUUAAGAAGUGAAGGGUCUCUCCCCCUCCCAUACCCCUGACUUUGGGGGAUUCCCAUUUGAAAGGGGCAGAUUUUGGUACCACUUAGCAGGGUUCUAUCUAGGAUUUAUAGUUUUGGGGGAGAAGUGCCAAGUGGCCGAAAAGCGAGGAGCUUCCUAGGGGGGUCCGGAAAUUUUUUGAAAUGAGUAUGCGCUGAGAUGCAAUCUAGUGCAUUUUGAGACACAAUUUGGAGAAAUGUUGCACUGACCUCGUCGCGUCUGGAUGAUUUUCCCGAUAUAGUUACUUUUGUAAUGAUAACAAUAUUUUUGGGGGGGAGGGGGUGGGGAAGCUUCUACCCCUUAAAUACCCUACAUAGAACCCUGCAAGUUGGAGUGCUCAGCAAGGAAUGCCAAUACAGUCAAAUCUGAACCUCUAUUAAGCAGUCAUCUCUUAAAGUCCCGAAAUCAUUUCCGUCAGUUACUGCAAAAAUGACCAGUAUUAAGUAGUCACGGCCACCAUUUCUGCAGUCCCAAUGAAAUAUUUUUUAUUGUCUUCACCUCUGUUAGAUGGUCAGUUUGACAAUAAUUAAUAUUUCCCAUACUAGUGCAACAGAUAUAAUAAGUAUGGCAUUUUUUGUUCUCUUACAUCCUUUUUUUGGCACAAGGUGAGGUAGAGGCACUUUGAGUUCAUUUUGUCUUGGGUAGAUAUUUCUUUCUUCGACCGUCUUUAUUUUUUGCCAUUCCUCUAGGGUGAUAGUCUGCUGUACAGCCGUUUUUAGUGAUGUCACGCAACGCUCCUAAUGGGAAGAGCGUUGCGUGACGACACUAAAAACGGCUGUGUAGCAGACUACUAGGGUGAACGCCUAAUACAGGUUUGACUGUAUUGCAUGACUCACAUUUUAAGAGUUGCACAUGAAGAAAUAUGGUAGCUAAGGCCCGGUUCAGACGCCGCUCCACUCAUGUGAACAUGCCGAACCAAACUGAUGAAUUACAUACGGCAAAAGAGCGGCGUUUGAAUUUAUUUGGCACGGCAAUUUAAGUUAAUUGGUGAAGAAAAAGCGUUUAGUUCUAGUUAGACAAUCGCAUACUGUUGUAACAGCUCAAGGGUUUUUCUUAUACCUCUUGUAAAAAACUUAGGGGUUAAAAAGUAACUUUUGGGGAGGGGGAGGAGAAGCUGAUAUUAUUUGCAUUUGUACUGUAUAGGGUACUGUCAGUCAGUCAGAUUGUAAUAAAAAUGUUUUUAUAAAACAAUUUUCUGUAAAUACCAUGCCAUUCAGUUUCUGAUCCAUACUGUUGCUCGGUUUGCCGUUUUCAAUCAGGCUGUAUUUUUAAAAUGUUCCGUGCCGAGGAUUUGCCAUGUUAAAAUUUCCAAUGGAUCUACGCUCAACUUUUCGAUCACCUAUGUUCUUUAUGUACUAUUAGGACCACCCUCCUAGAUGCAGCAUUUAUUACUGGGCCCAGUUGUUCGGAGGCUGAUUAGGGUUUACCCUGGGUUAAACUUAACUCUUGUGUUCUAAAGCAGUUUCUGGGAUAAUUUUCUCUCUUAUUUUUAGAGCUUCCGAUUAUCAUCUUGUAGACAACAAGAAUUAGAACAGAAACGCUUUUUAAGCUUUCAAAUCUGAAUUAAAAUCUCGCACUAACCCUGGGUUAUCUUAUGAACAACCCGGCCCUGGAGCUUGGGUUUCAGGCCGUGCGAACACUAUUUUAGUUCUGAAAAAUUAAAACAAAUGACUUAAGAUCCUUCUCCUUGUUCAACCAAUUAUGAAACAUGUCCCAAACUAUUAAAAACUUUUCAUCUGUGACUGAUAACCAAUACGGCAAUUGCUGCAUCAUGUUAAAUAUCACAGCUUACGGAAUCGAAGUCUGUUAUCAAAAUUUGAGAAGUUGCAAACGAUGAACCGGCGAAUUUCAAUUACAGGCUUCUUUUCGCUGUUUCGAGCUAUUUUUCUACUUCUCACUGCUUAGUUACAUAAACAUUACGCUGUCACCUGAGUAGCGAAAUAAAAUAAUUCCAGACACCCCAAAACAAUAGCUCUCUUGACCAAUGAAAGAGAGAUUUGCAGACUUCCUACGAUUAUCAAAGCAGUAAGAACUUAUUUAUUUACUGCGUUGCUAGGUAACUGACGUCACAAAGUCUUUGUGCCGUGAACGAUUACGACAAAAGAAGACAAAGGACCUCCCUUGCGACAAUCGAAUUCGGAGUAUUUUGGUUUCUACGACUGACUUAUUGACUAUCUUUUUUAUUUCUGCUUGCUUCGAAAGUCGAUUCUGGCGGUAAAGUCCGGGCAAAACCUCUGGCUACAGCAGAGUUUGCUACUACGCGACAAAACGAUGAAAAUUGAGCUCAAACUUUGCAUAGCGAACAGCUGAGACACAGGCAGCAAAGAUGACGGUGCCAAUUAUGUCCGAAGAGUAAGUGUCUUUGUCUUGUCGUUUAGUUUUGCGACCAGUCUAAAAGGCACAUAAAUAGCAAGAAUCAUUUGUAUUACUUUAGGUCAACGCAAGACGAGAGGGAUAACUACACUUCUGUGCCUAUCGUAGUUCUUACGGUUCAUCGCGCACAAGAAGAAGCGAGGGAGCAGAACCCGAAUGGCAAUUUCGAAGAAGAAGACGCAUUGCCGGUGAGUUGAGUAUUGGACUUUUCGAAACGAAAAUAGAUUUAUGUGAUGUAGACUUCAAUCUCAUUUAAAUAUCGGAAUCUUUGAUUCCUUUUUAUGUUUAAAAACCACAGCUCAACAAUUAGCCGUACACUUGUUGUACUUACCGAACUUUGAUGACAAAUCGCGGCAAAUAUGGCUUGCAUUUGGAAUUUUACCCGCGUAUUUAAGUAACUCUUAAUCCUCAGUUGAUCGUCUUAAAAUUCCUUGAUGAUGUAUUGUCUUGUUACAACAUUUUUUUAUGCAUAAGGCCAGUAUUAAAAAACUUUUCUGGACUGUUGUACAUGUGUUGUUGUUUUUGCUUCCGAAAUCAGCUGUAAGCUUUUUUACGAAACGACCAGUUUUAGCCCUACAGUACUUCAACUUAUAGUGUGUUGAGUAGGAAAAGUGCAAGAUUAUAAAAAUAGUUAACAGUAAAAAUGUGUAAACGGAAAACUUUUGACAGUAAGUUAUGACGGAAAAAAAUGUAAAUUAGCAUGGGUAUUUCUAACUUUGCAAUCUUUGCCAUUUAUUUUUAAGCUCCCGUCGUCAAAAUACAGGUACAGCAAAUGGCAUGAGCUUGAAGAUAUGGAUGUGAAAGGAAACAUGUUACGGUCACCAAGGGUACGAAGAAGUGAGUAGGAUUGUGUAUUCAUAUUCCCCAGUGCUCUUCAGGGGUGGAUCUAGGAGAAGGGUCGGUGUGCACCCCUCCCUGAGAUGACCUGCAGCUUUCUAAUACAACUGGUAUUUUACUAAAAAAGCACUGUGUAGUUUAUUGGUGUUGAAGUAAAACAUGAGGCAAGGUUGAAAAAAACGGUGUAAUGUCAAAUGCCGCGAAAAUGGCAGUUUGGCCGUGAAGUCUGCUGUGUCAUUUGAUAUGCAUUCUCAUCAGUUCGCAUUAUGUUAUUGCCUAGUCAAAAGCCUUCUUCUUUGUAUCUUUAUUCUUUGUUAUGCCAUUUUUUAGUGGUACACCCCCUCCUAAGAAGGAUUCCUGGAUCCACCCCUGCUCUCAAUUUUUGCCCGCGUCAAACAAUACAAAAAAUCUGCAAGACUGCUAAAUUCAUCCCUUGCCAUAUUUUCUGGUCAUGGGAUAUUUCAUUAAUUUUGUUAUCUGCAUCCCUGCCCUCCAAUGUAAGGCAUGAUUCCAACAUCCCCCUGUCCUCCCUUUUAUAGAAAUUAAGUGGAGAUUUUUCAAAUUCCCACUGUUACAGGGAAAAGUUGAGGAUCUUUUGACACAAGAUAACUGUUCCUUGGACUUCCCAAGCUGGUUAUUUAGUAACAUAUAGUUGCAGUACCUCAUAGAUUCUAAAGUAACGAUUCCAGCACUUUACAUUUGAGGAGGAUUCUGAUACGGUUCAUUUAGACUGUCUGAAGAAAUAAGAACAAGGGGGAGUGACACAGAAAUUGUGCGACAAGUUGCAAUAGAAACUACCUUGCAUAACACCACCUUCCAUAAUUUGAAAUAUUGUUUUCUUUUCAUUUCCUUCUAGACCCAAAAGGAUUUAAAGUAGAAAAUCUUCGAAAACUGGAUGAACAAGAAAAAUUAGAGUAUGGUGAUUCAGAUGAAGAAGAUGGAAGGAUUCAUUUACCCUUGAAAAAAAAUAAACCCAAAAGAGUGCGCAAUUACAAGAACAAAAUGGAAAAUUGGGAAAAUGCCGAGGUACAAUUUAACAACCUACAAGCUAUGUUAAAUGUAGCUAUUCUAUAACAUUUUAGUACAAACUUCCAAAUUUUGUUUUCUUCUCCCUGUAUUAAUGGUUUGCCUGUGAUUUCAUGGCAGCAAUGUCAGUUGAAAAGAUGACAAUUGUUUCCCUUAGAUGAGAACUAAUCUCUUUUUUUUCAUGGAAAAUUGCCUGGUUUAGCCUCUCGAGUCCCAAGAGUGACCAAAGUCAAUUUUCUCCCAACAAAAUCAAUACAUAUUCAAGGGAAAAUUGUGGGAAUUAAUGAAAUGACCACCUGAUGGGAAAAGCUUUGAUAUACAAACAAAUUCUCUUAACCAAUUCAUUAAGGAAAUGUAUGGAGAUCAGUCUGGAGAAUUUGGAUUUGGAUAUUGGGGCUGAAAAGGUAAAUAAACUUGCAUGGCCACCUUGCCAUGUGGUUGGAAAUGGAGAAUAUGGCCAGUUGGAUUGAGUCCCGGGGGGGGGGGGGGGGGCCCAUCUUUUCAUUUCCUUCUAGACCCAAAAGGAUUUAAAGUAGAAAAUCUUCGAAAACUGGAUGAACAAGAAAAAUUAGAGUAUGGUGAUUCAGAUGAAGAAGAUGGAAGGAUUCAUUUACCUCUGAAGAAAAAUAAACCCAAAAGAGUGCGCAAUUACAAGAACAAAAUGGAAAACUGGGAAAAUGCCGAGGUACAACUUAUCAACCUACAAGCUAUGUUAAAUGUAGCUAUUCUAUAACAUUUUAGUACAAACUUCCAAAUUUUGUUUUGUUCUCCCUGUAUUAAUGGUUUGCCUGUGAUUUCAUGGCAGCAAUGUCAGUUGAAAAGAUGACAAUUGUUUCCCUUAGAUGAGAACUAAUCUCUUUUUUUUCAUGGAAAAUUGCCUGGUUUAGCCUCUCAAGUCCCAAGAGUGACCAAAGUCAAUUUUCUCCCAACAUAAUCAAUACAUAAUCAAGGGAAAAUUGUGGGAAUUAAUGAAAUGACCACCUGAUGGGAAAAGCUUUGAUAUACAAACAAAAUUAAUUCUCUUAACCAAUUCAUUAAGGAAAUGUAUGGAGAUCAGUCUAGAGAAUUUGGAUUUGGAUAUUGGGGCUGAAAAGGUAAAUAAACUUGCAUGGCCGCCUUGCCAUGUGGUUGGAAAUGGAGAAUAUGGCCAUUUGGAUUGAGUGUGGUGUUUAGGGUCUGGCAAGUUUACGGAUUCAUUUACAUGUGAAUCAGCAGAGUCGCUAUUUUAAGGGUAUUUUUAUAUUUUAUUGUAAGAGUAUUUUAUACAAGCAAGCUUAAGAUACAUGUAUGACAGGUUACUUAUGUUAGCUUUGUCUCUUUCCAGUCUGUUAACUUGUCAUACCAAGACCUUGGGGAUCCAUUUCAGAGAAAAGAAUUUCAGCGAGUUCUCAGAAGGCUCAUGAGAUGUGAGAAUUUACAACUUAUUGAGAACUCCUUGCAAGACUUAAGCAGUGUCUUACUUCCAAGGUGAGCUACUUUUUUCUCUUUUUGCACUUUACCCUUCCAAUGGAAUUUACUUACCUUGCUGUGAAGGUUAAAGCAGACGGGAGACAAGUUUAUACCCAGAGAAAACAAAACCAUUUCCCAAUUACACCAAAGAUAAUGGCAUUUACUAAAGACCAGGGAACCUUUUCUUGAAUGUCCUGUAACUAUUAAACCCUCAAAGCUGUUGUACAUUUGGGGUUUUGUAAAGUUUUAACAGUUUUGCAGACAGUAUGAUAAAACUGGUUAGUUUUUUACAAUGUCAGCAGGAUCUAUGUCUUUACAGUGUGCUUUCUUAGAUUUUGACUGCAACAUUUGCCUUACAUGCACUCAAAAAAUUACCAUGACUUCCCUUAAUAGAUCUCAGAUCAUUAUACAUUUCUGGGAAACUGCUCACCUACUCCUCCCCUAAGCCAACGUUGUGGCGUACAUUGUAAGUGAGAAGUAAGUGUUAAUGUUGACUUAGGGGAGGGGUACAAUGUAGGUGGGCAGUUUCCCAGAAACGUAUAAAUGGCUUGUUCCCCCCUCCCCUAUUUGGAUUCCUGCUUGGGUAGUAGAAAGCAUCACUCUUGUCUGAUGUUAUAAUAAGGAGCCAUGUAAUAUUUUUACAUUUUUUUUAUUGUCCAGUUACAUUUUGUUGGGCUUUAUCUUUGCGAGUGUAUAAUAAGUUUGUUCUUUAAUGAUAAUAUUGCAGGUGUACACAUCUUUACCUUCAAAGAAAUUUUAUUACAGACUUAAAGGUGAGAAUAAUACCUAACCUUAUUUCAAAAUAGAUAAGGUUCCUCGUGUAAAGUCCUAAGUGACUUCUGAUUUAUUGCUAAGUUCUCCUUUCAGUUUGCCUUGUAUAUGCAUGAGAAUCAGGGGGAGAAUUUAAAAUAAGAUCAGGAGUCAUCUUGAGCCUUCUUUCACUCACCUCUUCUGUCAAUUUACUUAUUCUUUCACAAUCUGUUGUUUAAGAUUGCAUGGUAUUUAUGAAGGACUGAAUACUAAUCUCUCUUUUCCCUUUUUCUAAUGGCAGAAACUUCCAAAAGCCCCUCUUCUUGUACACUUGUCACUACAGCAAAAUAAUGUUGAAAGUUUAAAUGGAUUGGAAGUACUUAGAAAGACGACGAUUCAGUCACUUGUUCUCAAAGGAAAUCCAGUGGAAUUAGACCCUACCUACAGGCAACAGUACGUUAAAUUCAUUUGAUUUGCAAGAUUGUGAACUUCCAUAAAAUCAUGUUGAUCUUUUUGUGGCAAAAAAGUGGGUUUGACUUUGUGCUACAACAAUAAGAAAAAUUAGUAAGGUGAAAAAAAGAGCCAAAAUUACCCAAAUUUUCUUCAAUGAUAAUGUUAUUGUGAUGGGACUGAGUUGAAUGGGAUCAUACUUAAUUCUGACAAUGACAGUGAUGAAGUCUUGAAAUCAAUUGAAAUGUGGUUUUAAUAAAGCUAUUGUAAACACCAAAUUCUUUUUUCUUGUUUCAGGGUUUUCAGCAUUCUACCUCAGCUUCAGCUGUUGGAUGGAAUUCCUAAAUUGGAAAGUGAUUCAGGAGAUGCAGUAGUCGGUGCAAAAUCCUGUAUUGUCUCAUAG
Molecule: messenger RNA, 24369 nt
Organism: Porites evermanni
Lineage: Eukaryota; Metazoa; Cnidaria; Anthozoa; Scleractinia; Poritidae
Source: the annotation of a GenBank genome assembly